AUGUCACACUUCGUUUCCAAACACACCUCUCACGACUUCGACUCGCUGCAGAACCAGCUGCUUCGGAGGCACCCCGUCGACAACAGUCCCGAAGACGACGACGGUCAGGCCGCGAAUGCGGAACCUGUCGAUGAAGCGAGCAAUCGACCUGGAGUGACGAGUUCUCUCGCCAGCCGCCGUCGCCGCGACAAUGAUGACGCCUUCCAGCUUAGCAACGACAGCAGCAGCCAACGCGUGUCUUCGCUCUACUCGCGGCGUAAUAGUCCCGAGCUACCCACUCCAGGUCCUUCGCGUCCUCGGAGCGUCGCCAGCCAGGUGCCGGCAAGCAGCUCAUCCUCCACCGACGGUCAGAUCGAGGCGACCGACUACUUCUCCAAACCGGCUGCCACCCCGUCUCGUUCACGGUCCGCGGCAUACCACGUCGACCUUGACAGCGGCAAGCUGAGCGGCAACCCCUUCGUAGCAUCAACGCCAUCUUCGCCAAGCUCGGUCGUCGAGAACGAAGGCGCUCUUCGAACUCCGUUGACGUCUCACCAUGAUCCCGCCUCUGCGCAAUCUGUCCAUGCGGAUCAGCCCUACGGCGAAACUUCCUCCUCGAAUCUAGCUCAAAGCGCGUCCACGAUACGUCCACGUCGCACUCAGAAAGGCGUCUCCUUCUCCGACAGCAACGCUGGUCCUGGAGAACACGGCCAUCAAGCGCAGGAUGGAAAGCACUACCGUCGCCCCGCGAGGUCCAAUAGCGGCUUCCUGGAGCCAGGUCAACAAUCAGCUACAACGCAUCUUCCACGUACGAAGAGCCUCGGCAUGAUCCAUCCCGCCGAGAUGGCGCCUCGUAAGCUCGGCACCUGGGACGGCGUCUUCAUGCCCGUCAGUCUCAAUAUCCUCGGCAUCAUCCUCUUCUUGCGUUUCGGUUUCGUUCUCGGCCAGGCAGGUUUGCUUGGUGCCGUCUUUCUGCUCGUCGUCAGCUACGCCAUAGAUACCCUCACAGCUAUGAGUCUGAAUGCUAUCAGCACCAACGGUCAGGUGCGAGGCGGAGGCGCCUACUAUCUCAUCUCUCGCUCGCUCGGUCCCGAGUUCGGCGGCUCGAUUGGCCUCAUCUUCUUUGCCGGUCAGGCUCUCAACGCGGCCAUGAACGUGCUCGGUUUUGUCGAGACACUCACAGACGCAUUUGGACAAAGCAGAGGUGCAUCCGGCUUCCUUCCGGAGGGUCCGUGGUAUAACUUCUUCUACGGAUCCAUUGUCCUGCUCGUCAGCGCCAUCGUGUGCCUCGUCGGGUCCAAGCUGUUCGCACGCGCGACCCUCGCGCUCGCCCUCGUCCUCUGCGUAGCCAUCGUCAGCAUCCCCAUCUCGUCCUUCACCGUCCAGCCUUUCAUCGAUGACGAUCGCGGUGUCUACUACACCGGCUGGUCUUGGGAAACAACACGCAGCAAUCUGUUACCCCGCUUCACCGCCGGUGCUGCCGGCUCCUCGACAGGCAAUGAACCCGAAAAUUGGCAAAGCGUAUUCGGUGUCCUCUUCCCAGCUGUGACGGGUAUCCUCGCUGGAGCAUCCAUGUCGGGUGAUCUACGCAAGCCUAGCAAGAGCAUCCCCAAAGGGACCAACUAUUCGUUGGUCUUCACGUUCCUCGUCUACCUGCUCAGCUUUGUCGUCUUUGCAGGCACGAUCGAGCGCGAGUCGUUCUAUGUCGACGUCGGCAUCGUCUCCGAUGUGGCUCUCAGCCCACAGAUCAUCACUUUUGGCGCACUCGCCUCGACCGCCUUUUCGGCCUUGAUGGGUGUCAUGGCGUGUGGUAAAGUGUUACAAGCCAUUGCGCGCGACAACUUGCUUCCUGUGCUUGACAUCUUUGCUCAGGGCACCGAGGUCAGCGACACCCCUAUCUAUGCUGUGCUCGCAACCUACAUCUUCUGCCAAGCCAUCCUCUUUGUCGACUCGGUCAACACCAUCGCCCAGCUCGUCACCAUGACCACUCUGCUCACCUUCGGCACGCUCAGCUUCGCCACGUGCGCGCUCAAAGCGGGCGGCGCUCCUAGCUUUCGCCCGUCUUUCAAGUACUGGAACAUCUGGACGGCUGCAGGAGGUGCUGUUAGCUGUUUCGGCGCCAUGUUCUUCACCGACCCUGCUGCUGCCGGAGGAUGCAUCCUCUUUGCCGUCAUGCUCUUCGUCAUGAUUCACUUCUUUUCACCACCGAAGCCGUGGGGCGACGUUACGCGCAACAUCACCUACCACUUUGUCCGCAAGUACCUGCUUCGGCUCGACGAGCGCAAGGGGCACGUCAAGUACUGGCGUCCCCAGAUCCUGUUGCUCGCGAACAAUCCACGCAGCGAAUGGAACCUCAUCAUCUUUUGCAACUCGCUCAAGAAGGGUGCACUGUAUGUGCUCGGCCAUGUGCUCAAGGGCGAAUUCACCGAAUGCCUAGCCGAGAUGCGCAAGCAGCAGGUCGCCUGGCUCAAGCUCGUCGACCUCACCGGCAUCAAGUCUUUUGUCGACGUUGUCAUUGCCAAGGAUGAGCGAGAGGGUGCUCGCAACCUCAUCCUCUCCUGCGGUCUGGGUGGUAUGCGACCCAAUAUCGUUGUGAUGGGCUACCCGAGCGACAUGCGUCAUCCAGCAAAGGUGGCCAGAUCCACCUAUGGCAGCGGACAUCGAAGCGACGGCAGCGAGAUUACCAUCCGCGGCCUGUCUUGGCCGCAACGUCAACAUCAGGCUGUCGAUGUUGGCAGUCUGCCAACGGAUGUAGCGAGGAGAGAGACACCGAUCAAGCCUACCACCUACGUCGGUAUCAUGGAGGACUCGCUCGCUCUCAACAAGGCCUUGGCCAUCGCCUAUGGUUUCGAUCUCAUGCAGCCACCGGUGCAGGUCAAGUCCAGCUCUCUGCCCAAACCGAAGCACGCCAAGCAGGAGGAAGAGCGCUACAUUGAUCUAUGGCCGAUCCAGAUCGCUAGCCCGGAUACGGACGAGAGCCAUGCUUGGGACACGUACACGAUGGUUCUGCAUCUCGGCACCAUUUUGAGCCUCACCAGCAGCUGGAAGUCGCACAAGCUGCGUGUUUCCGUAUUCGUUGAACACGCCAGCGAGAUGGACGAAGAGCACAAGCGUAUCCGCGCUUUGCUCGACAACCUGCGUAUCCCGGCGUCGCUGCGUGUCUUUUGCCUGUCGGAUCAGAGCGUCACCACCUAUCGCACCAUUGUGCAUGGAAGCAGCGUCGCUGCUGUCGAAGUCGACGAGGCGUUGCGUGGAGAUCCGUGGUGGGAGACGUUGAAAGAGCUCCGACGAAAUGACGAGCGUCGUGCGCGUGCCGCUUCCAAACGCAAGUCGCAGGCCUUGUCUCCUGCAAAAGCGAUCCCGGCUCCGGGCCAAGCAAGUGAUGCAGCAGGCGAUGCGCCACGCAAGCAGUCGAAAAGAGAGCAGAAGCUGUUCGGCGUCAGCCUUCCGGCCGAGCAUCUCGCGUAUCACAAACAAAACAUCCGUCUCGGUCUCGCCCACCCGCGUGCGCGUCGGGAGGACGGGGAGGAUUCGUCCUCCGAUUCCGACUCGGAUUAUGAGGACGAACUGGCGAUGCUAUCCGAGGACGACGACUGGCUCGUCGAUGGGCCUGCAAGGCGCGGACUUGCGAUCCGCAGAGCCUCGACGCUGGAGCCGGCAAGCUCGUCGAGCAAGAUACGCAACUAUCGAACGAGAGCAUACUCGAUCGGCGGCUCUGCCGGCCUCCCCGACGACCCGGUCACGGCAGCCAGCAGGCCUCUGCUGGGAUCGAGCAUGUCGUCACAUAUGGGGCCGGGAUCGGUUGCGACGAGCUACGGAACGCUCAGCUCAAGCCAGAGGACUGCGACGCCGGCGACGGUGCGAGCUGCUUCGAAUGGGAGCUCUGCCACACUGUUGGGCACGUCGUACGCCUCGACCGAUUCGAGCACGACGCCUCGGGCAUCCGUGCCGCACACCAUUGAACGACCCUCGCCUCUGACGGAAGGGCUCGCUCUGUCUUCCCUUGCUCAGGGUAAGAGGUUCGAGGACGAGGGGGAAGACGCCUCGACACUCAAAGCCUCAGAAAGGCAAAAGAUGCAGGCUGAGCUCAAGCGGGAUCUGCAGAACGGCACAGAGACGACUCCGACCAAGGCGAGUGGUCUCGCUGUGCCUUCGGAUGCGAUUACACCGCGACCCAGGGUGGAAAGCGACAGUCGGCAGUCGUCGUACACCGGUUCGAUCGCCUCCUCUGACGGUGGCGAUGGGACCUCGAGCAGCUCUUCCUCCGGAGCGGAGUACGACGCCAAAGGCCGAUUGGUCGCAGGUAAAAACGGCAAGGUCCGCAAAGCUUCUCUCUCUCGACACGGAAAAUCGCGCUCCGAAGAAGUCGACUCGCACCGGCGUGUUUCUUCCACCUCGCCCGCCCACGUGCGUCGCACGCGACCCUCUCCCGCAGUACGCACACCCAGCCGCGCCACCAGCAUCUACUCGACCGAUCUGCCAACAGUGUCGUUCAACGAGCUGCCGAACAAGGCGCAGUAUCUGAUCCUGAACGAGCUCAUCCGCAUCAACAGCUCGGCGGCGACGGGCGUGGUGCUGACGGCGUUGCCGGCGCCGGAGCCGGGCACGAGUGCGGACGAGCUGAAGUCGUUGAGGUAUUUGGAGCAGUUGGAGAGUUUGUUCAGUGGAGGCCCGCCGAUUAUGGGGGUUCAUGCGAAGACGUUGACGAUGACGAUGAGUCUGUAA
Molecule: messenger RNA, 4704 nt
Organism: Pseudozyma hubeiensis SY62
Lineage: Eukaryota; Fungi; Basidiomycota; Ustilaginomycetes; Ustilaginales; Ustilaginaceae
Exons: 1
Coding region: 1-4704 (1567 amino acids)
Biological process (GO): potassium ion homeostasis; chloride ion homeostasis; potassium ion import across plasma membrane
Cellular component (GO): membrane
Molecular function (GO): potassium:chloride symporter activity
Source: RefSeq, a predicted model, not a curated record